GUUUGUGUGUGUCCGGAUUAUGUGACGUGUUUCCGGUAGAGUCCGUAUUCGAUGACUCUUCGCUGGCGGAGUUUGGUUAUUGCUGCGGUGAUACCAGAGAAUCUCACACUCGGAAGUCUGCGGCUGUGACCUGUGCUAGCCAUCUGACCAACUGAGCGUGCCCAGUUGGGGGGUUUCCCUCCACACCACACAGUUCUACAGACAGAGAACUUCAGACCGCCAUCAUGGUGCUGGCUGAUCUGGGGAGGAAGAUCACCUCAGCGCUGAGGUCACUCAGCAACGCCACCAUCAUCAAUGAAGAGGUGUUGAACGCCAUGUUGAAGGAGGUGUGUGCUGCUCUCCUGGAGGCCGACGUCAACAUCAAACUGGUCAAACAGCUCAGAGAAAAUGUCAAGUCUGCCAUAGACCUGGAGGAGAUGGCUUCAGGUCUGAACAAGAGGAGGAUGAUCCAGCACGCCGUCUUCAAGGAGCUGGUCAAGCUGGUGGACCCUGGUGUGAAGGCCUGGACUCCGACCAAAGGAAAGAACAACGUCAUCAUGUUUGUUGGUCUGCAGGGCAGCGGCAAAACUACUACUUGCUCCAAGCUGGCGUAUUAUUACCAGAGGAAAGGCUGGAAGACCUGCUUGAUCUGUGCAGACACCUUCAGAGCAGGCGCCUUCGAUCAGCUGAAACAAAACGCCACCAAAGCCAGAAUUCCCUUUUACGGCAGUUACACAGAAAUGGAUCCCGUGGUGAUCGCCUCUGAGGGCGUUGAGAAAUUUAAAGGUGAGAGUUUUGAGAUCAUCAUCGUGGACACAAGUGGACGACACAAACAGGAAGACUCUUUGUUUGAGGAGAUGCUGCAGGUUUCCAACGCUGUGCAACCAGACAACAUUGUGUAUGUGAUGGAUGCCUCCAUCGGUCAGGCCUGCGAGUCUCAGGCUAAAGCCUUCAAAGACAAAGUGGAUGUGGCAUCGGUGAUCGUCACCAAACUGGAUGGACACGCUAAAGGAGGUGGAGCUCUGAGCGCUGUGGCGGCCACCAGGAGUCCCAUCAUCUUCACCGGGACAGGAGAGCACAUCGACGACUUUGAGCCGUUUAAGACUCAGGCAUUUAUCAGUAAACUGCUCGGAAUGGGUGACAUCGAAGGGCUGAUUGGCAGGGUGAAGGAGUUGAAGCUGGAUGACGAUAAGCUGAAACAUGGGCAGUUCACCCUCAGAGACAUGUACAAGCAGUUCCAGAACAUCAUGAAGAUGGGACCCUUCGGACAGAUAAUGGGUAUGAUUCCAGGCUUUGGUACAGACUUUAUGAGUAAAGGAAACGAACAGGAGUCAAUGGCCAGACUGAAGAAGCUGAUGACGAUCAUGGACAGCAUGAACGACCAAGAACUUGACAGUAAAGAUGGAGCCAAGCUAUUCAGUAAGCAGCCCAACAGGAUCCAGCGGGUAGCCCGGGGCUCGGGUGUCGCCACCAGAGACGUUCAGGAACUGCUGACUCAGUACACCAAGUUUGCUCAGAUGGUCAAGAAGAUGGGGGGCAUCAAAGGCCUGUUCAAAGGAGGAGACAUGUCCAAGAACGUCAACCCGUCUCAGAUGGCCAAACUAAACCAACAGAUGGCCAAGAUGAUGGACCCCAGAGUUUUGCACCAUAUGGGGGGUAUGGCGGGUCUUCAGUCCAUGAUGCGUCAGUUUCAACAGGGAGCUGCCGGCAACAUGAAAGGAUGUCAGGGUUGUUCCAGAUGGGUGUAAGUCUACAUGGAAAGAGGGAAGAUCUGGUUAUCUUACAGAAUUCCCACCAAGCCAUUAAGGAAAAACGGAUGGGAUUUAACAACAUGUGACCACCACCCAACCAGCUGCCUUAUAAGAGAAGAUGGUGGAGGAGGUGGAGCAACCUGGUAUCUGCUGUUUUGCUCCAUCACAUUUCCUUUUAUUUAGAAAAAAAGCAGAAGAAUUAAAGAUUUAAAGGAAAUCUACUGAAGGAUCCUUUAACUGAGAACUGCUGGUUAGUUUGUGUAAAAAUGUUCGUGUGUGAAAUUUAACGGUAAAAGAGUGGGUCCUGAUUUAAUGAUGAUGAUGAUGAUGAUGGCAUAAGUUAGUGACAGUAUUUUUGUCAUAUAAUAAACAUUUUUACUGCAU
Molecule: messenger RNA, 2114 nt
Organism: Melanotaenia boesemani (Boeseman's rainbowfish)
Lineage: Eukaryota; Metazoa; Chordata; Actinopteri; Atheriniformes; Melanotaeniidae
Product: signal recognition particle 54 kDa protein-like
Exons: 18
Coding region: 225-1727 (500 amino acids)
Biological process (GO): SRP-dependent cotranslational protein targeting to membrane, translocation; SRP-dependent cotranslational protein targeting to membrane
Cellular component (GO): cytosol; signal recognition particle, endoplasmic reticulum targeting
Molecular function (GO): endoplasmic reticulum signal sequence receptor activity; ATP hydrolysis activity; GTP binding
Source: RefSeq, a predicted model, not a curated record